AUGGAGGAGGGACUCAUACUGAAGCGGGCGACCUGUUGCCAGACGUUGACUAGGAUUGAGAACCUGAUCAAGCAAACCCCAAGCCAGCAUAUCGAGUCCUCUGAUCUGAAAGCGGCAGGUAUCCGCCACCUCCCCUUGUCCCUUGGAGAAGAUGCCCAACAUCAUCCACGCUUCUUCAAGCCAUACCAAGAAGAACUGCCUCUCCCGCCAAAGGGGAGUGAGGACAGGCUCCUGAAAUUUAAGCCUAACCCAAAUCAUAUCAUGUGGGAGACUCGCGCAAUGCAGCUCCUUUUCACUGACCACUUUUAUGAUUGCUGGGACUAUGCAUUGGAGAAACACCCCAAUAACCCUCCGCCCUCUGGCUCAUAUCGAGAAAUUGGAGAUUACAGAUUUGGCCAACUGCUAGAGUGUAUAGAUUUCAACUGGUAUGCCGUGUCAGUAGCCGAUUAUCCCGCGGGAAACUACCCACACUUCAAGGUCAUCGUGGAAAGUGAUGUGAACGGGGAUGAUCGACUGCUUCGCGGAGAAAUCAUGACCAUCACCAAUAUCAUGGCUGCUCGUCUACGGACCAAGUCGCUGCGCCCUCAUAUUGUUGCCCCGUUGCUGGUCCUGUCUCUCAUGGGUCCUCGUCAUGCUCGCGUCCUGGAGGCUGAUCUUGAUGGAGAGAUCCUUAAUAUACGCGCUUCUAGGUUGUACGAUUUUACACAAAGGAACACCGAUGUCGCGCAAUUGUUGACGCGGUAUUGGCUCGGUGACGCGUGCGGUCAGACUACGAUGGAAAGGUCUUAG
Penicillium expansum is the source of this 789-nucleotide messenger RNA. RefSeq lists its product as uncharacterized. NCBI's taxonomy places the organism in Eukaryota, Fungi, Ascomycota, Eurotiomycetes, Eurotiales, Aspergillaceae. The record is from RefSeq and is a predicted model, not a curated record. Bases 1 to 789 code for a protein of 262 amino acids. The transcript is spliced from 3 exons.